AUGACACUCCAAGUGACUCUAUGGAAUGAGCAUGCGGUAACUGUAAGGGACUAUAUGGGUAAGAAUACUGGCCGUGUUAUUUUUGCUCUGAGAUUUAGGAUAAUCAAAGAAUUUAAUGGAAAGUGGUAUGUACAAAAUGCCAAAUUUGGAGGCAAAGUUUUUCUUGAUCUUGACAUUGAUGAGUUCAACUCUUACCGACAGAGGUUUAAGAUAAAUGUUUGGGUUAUCGAUUCAACCGGCUGUGCCACAUUUAUAUUAUGGGAUAAGGAUGUGAAGCACUUGAUUAAUAGGACAACACUUGAAUUGAGGAGAAAACAAGCUGAUAUGCAGAAAGAGAGUUCAAAUAAUGAAGAUCUUUAUGAUUACCCUAUAGAAAUUGAUGCAAUGCUUAAUAAACAGUGCCUGUUCAAACUUGACAUAUCACCAAACUAUAAUCCAAACAUGUCGGCUGAUAUAAAGGUUGCAAAGAUGACUGAUGACCCGGACAUAAUCACUGAGUUCAUGGCCAUUUAUAAACAAGACAUAGAAAUGAAUGUUGCAUCGCAAUCGGGAGAUAAUGACCAUAUAAAUGAAGAUCAGGUCACUACUGUAAGUAGUCCUGUUGACAAGCAAAAGGUCAGAAAUCAAGAAUCUUCUCCUCGACAGUGCAAUCCGCAAAUACCUGAAAAAGGAAGAUAA
This is a messenger RNA of Oldenlandia corymbosa var. corymbosa, 678 nucleotides long. The record is from the annotation of a GenBank genome assembly. NCBI's taxonomy places the organism in Eukaryota, Viridiplantae, Streptophyta, Magnoliopsida, Gentianales, Rubiaceae.